This is a messenger RNA of Brachypodium distachyon (stiff brome), 1811 nucleotides long. RefSeq lists its product as uncharacterized. The coding region runs from base 531 to 1682 and encodes 383 amino acids. NCBI's taxonomy places the organism in Eukaryota, Viridiplantae, Streptophyta, Magnoliopsida, Poales, Poaceae. The record is from RefSeq and is a predicted model, not a curated record. The transcript has a single exon.
GAGAUCACUGACAACCGUGUGACGCGGGACGAGUACGGACCGCUCCGGAGGAGGCAAAUGAUUUCUUCCAUAUCGCGGCAGGCAUUCAUCCGACGGGUCUGAAGUCCUGAACCUGACGACGCGGCGGGGCAAGAAAUUCCACGGCCACGGCGCGAGUAGCCGCAGUACGUACCCACCCCUGCGUUUUAACGCACGAGCGGACGAUACAUGACCGGCCGGCCCUCCUGUUUCAAUUAGCACGGCUCCCGUACCCGCGACCCUCUAUCGGCCAUUCGGCCCCGUCUCCCUUCCCUUUCUUAUGCGUGUGUUUCCCAGCCAGUCCCCCACUGCAGAUCUCGCAUUCUCGCCUCGCCACAGCCGUUGCUGCAUGCGGUAGCCUUUCCCACCCGCCACGCACGCCGGCAACGAACCGUUCCUUCCUACCGUUUGAACAAACGGUUCUGGGAAUUGGCCCCCGUGCGCGCUGUGCCUUCCUCGAUCCUUUGACCAGUCCAUCCUUGAUCGCCUCCUGGUGGUAUACUGCGGCGUGGAUGGGCUGCAAGGGGUCGAAGCACUCGCUGCUGUAUGGCGGCGGGGCGCCGGAGUCCGGGCAUCACGUGGCGCGGCACUCCGUCGCGCUCAGGUCGUCCACGCUCGGCACGCUCAGCCUCGACCGCGCCGUCUCUUUCGCCGCGGCGGAGGGGAUGACGACGACGGCGAUGGCGGCGGCAGCGGCGAAGUCCGUCGAGGAGGAAAGCGCGGGGAGGCCGGGCCGGGCCUGGGCCACCACGUGGUCCGUCUCCAACGGGUGGCUGUUCCCGGCGUCGUCGUCGCCGCAGAUGGAGCCGGGGACGAAGCAGAGGCAGAUAAGGCAGCCGCCGCGGACGCCGACCAAGACGCCGGCUCGUGACCCCGAGGAGAUCAACGUGUGGGAGCUCAUGGACGGUCUCCACGACGACGACACCGAGGAAGAAGAGGAAUGCGAUGGCGUGCAGGAGGAGCCGUCGCCGGAGUUCGACCCGGAUGUCCUGUCGGCAUUCCGGGACGCGCUCGACGAACUCUCACCCCCUCCUUCUCCUCCUCCUCGAGAGGCCGCCGCAGACGCCGUCAAGAAGAACGUCUUCCAGGAGCAAAGCGUCGACGGGGGCGGCAACCCGGAAGAGAAGAAGCCAUCCCCGUCCCAGCCUCCUCCGCCACCGGAGAGCGCGAGGCGGGUGGUGGUGUACACGACGAGCCUCCGGGGCAUCCGGCAGACGUACGAGGACUGCUGGGCGGCGGCCACCAUCCUGUCCAGCUACGGCGUGCGCGUCGACGAGCGCGACCUCUCGAUGCACGCCGGGUUCAAGGACGAGCUCCGCGACGCCCUCGCCCUCGCCGCCCACGGCUGCAGGCUCCCGCAGGUGUUCGUGGACGGCCGACACCUGGGCGGCGCCGAGGAGGUGCGCCGGAUGCACGAGUCCGGGGAGCUGGCGGACGCGCUCGAGGCCUGCGACGCUGCGCCAUGCGCCGGCGCCGGGAAAGAAGGAGGGUUUGCGGCCGCGGAGUCGUGCGGCGGCUGCGGAGGCGCGCGCUUCGUGCCGUGCGACGUCUGCUCCGGCAGCUGCAAGGUGUUCGUCGUCGAGGACGAGGACGGCGCCGGAGCGUUCAGGAGGUGCCCGGAGUGCAACGAGAACGGGUUGCUCAGAUGUCACGUUUGUUAUUAGUGGAACACCAAAUACAGACUGUGUUUGUUUUGAAAUUUUUAGUGUGCCUCUUCGAUCUAAGACGAUGAGUUACUUACUCCCGUAAGUUGUGUACAGAGAAACAUGAAAACGAGACUUUUUUGGCAAGAA